AUGUCCGAGCCAAGCACUUCGCAGCAAGAUCUGACGCCAGGCCAGAAGGAUUACGUAGUACGGUGCUUUAACUUCAUGUCCAAAGCCAAGGAAGAUGGCCUCUUUAGAGGGCAGCGAACCCGGGACCUGGUUGCUGAGUGUCUACAGAUAGCACACGGCACUGUUACGACUGUGACGAGCACCUACAGCGCCGACAAUGAGACCAAGUUUGAGGUGCACAUCAGCAAUUUAGCGAUGGCUACAUUCUGGUCCAAGGACUUAAAGCUCGGUGCCGUGACCUACAUUCUGAUUCUGAUGUCAUCUUCAUACGUCAUUUUCCGAAAUCUGACUUUGGAUCCGAAGAUGAAGUCGUUCCCGACGGCGUCUCUGCUACCCAAGGAGGAAACCCUCGCCGACCUGUUCCUGGAGCAGUAUCCGGACUAUGACGGGCGCAACGCUGUCGUGGCCAUCUUCGACACGGGUGUGGACCCGGGGGCCAUCGGCCUACAGACGACACCCGACGGCCGUCCCAAGAUCAUCGACGUGGUGGACGCCACAGGCGCCGGAGACGUGGAUACGUCCACGGUCAUCGAGUCCAAGGAUGGCCAAUUGACGCUAUCCAAUGGGCGCGUUUUAAAGCUGAACCCCGAGUGGAAACCGAGUCAGGACGGCAAAUACCACGUCGGAACUGUAGCCGGCUACCAUUUAUUCCCCGGUCCAUUAGUGACCAGACUCAAGACAGAACGCAAGGAGAAGCUCGACAUUGAGCAGCGUGCAGCAGUCAAUGAGGUGCAAGAAGAAGUGGCCAAGUGGAGCAAAGAGAACAGUGCAACCACGAAUGACACCGCCAAGCUGAGGGAGAAGAAGGAUCUCCAGGCGCGACUUAAGCAGCUAGAAGAGCUGGCUAAGAGCUACGAAGACCCUGGACCGAUCUAUGACGCCGUUGUGUUUAAUGACGGCACGUGCUGGCGUGCAGCUCUCGAUACCAAGGAAAUCGGCGACUUUACCGGUAUACCGGCGCUGACCAGCUUUAAGGACGAGCAGGAGUACGCGACCUUCUCGGACGAAUCGCAGCUCAACUAUGUGCUGAAUAUCUACGACGAAGGCAACACGUUGAGCGUCGUGAACGACGUUGGAGCUCACGGAACGCACGUGGCCGGAAUCGUGGCCGCGCACCACCCCGAGCAGCCAGAAUGCAACGGUGUGGCCCCUGGAGCUCAGAUUGUGGCCGUGAAGAUCGGAGAUGGCAGACUGGGGAGUAUGGAGACGUCCUCGGCGCUGAGUCGCGCGAUCUUGGCCGUCAUGGACGCCAAUGUGGACGUCGUCAACAUGAGUUACGGAGAGUACGCGUCGCAGCAUAAUUACGGGCGAAUCGUGGAGCUCAGUAACGAGUUGGUGGACGAACACAACGUCACGUUCGUCGUCAGUGCCGGUAAUAAUGGCCCUGCGUUAGGCACCGUGGGCGCUCCAGGAGGUACCACUUCCAGUAUGCUGGCUGUGGGGGCCUACGUGUCGCCCAAGAUGAUGGAGGGCGAGUACAUUAUGCGAGACAAUGACCUGUCGGGUAUCGCCUACACGUGGUCGUCACGUGGCCCGACGUUUGAUGGCGAUUUGGGCGUGAACAUCUGCGCGCCUGGAGCUGCCAUUGCGCCGGUGCCUAACUGGACGUUGAACAAGAAGCAGCUCAUGAACGGCACGUCCAUGAGCUCCCCGAACUGCGCUGGUAACAUCGCGCUGCUUGUCAGUGCAAUGAAAGCUCGGGGAAUCGAGUACACGCCGUAUUCUAUCCGUCGCGCACUGGAGAAUACGGCAGUGAAAGUGCCGAAUGUGGAAGUGUACGCACAGGGCAAAGGGUUGAUCCAAGUGCUGCCGGCAUUCGAGUAUUUAACUGGCAGUAACUCGUUCGAUGGCACGAAGAAGUUCCCUCUGCAUUACGACAUCAAGACGUCGUCAGGCGACGGGAAGGCGCGCGGCAUAUACCUUCGGGACAGCGUGGACUUCACUCAUGACAGCACCGAAGUGAACGUCACAGUCACGCCAAAGUUCCACAAGAAGGCGGUGCAAGAGGACAAGGUUCACUUUGAACAGCACGUGCGUCUUGUUCCCUCGGCUCGGUGGAUCGACGUGGGACGAAACCUGGCGUUGAUGCAUGGAGGACGCGCGUUUAAAGUGCUGGUGGAGACGAACCACUUGCCUGCUGGGGAGCAUUACGGAGAAGUUGUGGCGUACGACACGCAGAACGAAGCUCGUGGCGCUCUCUUCUCUAUCCCUGUGACGGUGAUCAAGCCUGAAGACGCAAAGACGGUGGUUAUCUAUCAGAGCAAGUUCCAGCCUGGCGAUAUUUCUCGUCGGUUUAUUACACCGCCUCAAGGUGCCACAUGGGCGGAUAUUACCUUCUCUCGAUCGAACGAGGUCGAACGCGACGUGGAGUCCAACGCUACUGGGAAGCUCUUCAUGUUUGACGCUCUGCAGUUCCAGCCAUUUGUACGUCAGAGCUCGUCAUCGUUCCACAAGGCCUUCUUCCUCAAACCAGGCGAGGAACUGGCGUUCAGUAUGGAUCUACUGGGUGGUUUGACUACCGAGUUCUGCUUGGGUCAGUUCUGGAGCGCGCUGGGAGACUCCGUCGUGCAGAUCGAGAUCCGAUUUCACGGUAUCAAACCGGAUCAAGAGAAGAUUGUGGUCACUGGAGGCGACGAAUCGCACAAGGUUCUUGUGUCCAGCAGUGUGGUCACCGAGGCUUUGGCGCCUAAAGUCAGCUUCAAUAAGUACGUGCAGCAUCUCCGCCCAAAGACAGCCGAGAUCUCCCCGUUAAGUUCCAGUCGUGACCAGUUCCCGGACAAACGCCAAGUGUAUCAACUCAUCUUGACGUAUCCGUUCACGAAGAAGGAAGCAGGUAAGGUAGUACCGUACCUGCCACUAUUGAAUGACCGACUGUACGAGUCGCCAUUCGAGGCACAGUUGAUGAUGAUCUUCGACGAUAAGCAGCAGUAUUUGGGCUGUUCGGACGCUUACGGCAACGAGACGACGUUGAAGAAGGGGUCGUAUGUGGUGCGUGCCCAAGUUCGACACGAAGAUGUGGGCAAACUGGAGAAGCUCAAGCAGAUGAUUUUGGUCUUGAAGCAUGACGUGAAGGAGAUCACCGCGUCGGUGUUUGGACACCAAGACGACGUUGCGUUGGGUGGCAUACCGUUGGACAAGAAGAUUUUGUUUGCUGGCAAGUACGUGCCUCUGUUUAUCGGAGAGCCUGCAUAUGACAAGCUUCCUGUCGGAAAUACCGUUGGUGACGUUUUGAUGGGCAAAAUCCACUUUGGCCAGAAGGAAGGCGCUAUCAAGGGGAGCGGUAGACGUCCCGGAGGCUUCGACGUCACGUAUGUCAUCCCGCUUGCACCAACUCCUGUGAAGGAGCCUGAGCCGGAAGAGCCAAAAGAUGAGCGCGACGAGGAAGAAAUCGCCAAGGAAGCCGUGCGCGACUUGCUGCUCGAGCGAGUGACGAAAUUAGUAGGCAAGUCCACUUUUCUUCCGGCGUGGCAGCGUCUUGUGGACGAGUUCCCGAACCACGUACCGGCACUGCAAGCGAAGCUCCAUCACUUUGACUUCGAGGCUAACAGAUCGACUCAGUUAGCUGAGGUGGUUGAGGCUGCCGACGCUGUGCUCACACUCAUUAGACAAGACGAACUGGCGCUGUUCUUCGGUACGCGCAGCGUCCCUGGCGACAAGCCUGCAGCGGAGAAGAAGCUGCGCAAGGAGAAGGAAAAAGAGAAAUCGAUCCUCGCCGACGCUCUUGCUCGUAAGGCUCGUGCUCUCGGUGACUUGAAGCAAUGGGAUGACUUCUUGUUGGCCUACGCUGCCCUCCAGAAGUGGGAAGACGUUGACGCGGCCACGUAUCUGCACGUUUCGCUGCUGCAUGACCGACACUUCAAGGCGUUUGGUCUCGCUUUGCAGCGUCUGCGCAAGGUGCAAGACAUGGAGCAGGCAGACAAGACCAAGAUCAUCUCGGACGAGAAGCUCGCGGCUGAAAUUGCUGACAUCUUGGUCGCACUACAGUGGAAGCACUGGAACAAGCACGAGACUCAAUGGGAACGCCGUCGCGCACCGACUUCGUACCGCAUCUUCUAG
Molecule: messenger RNA, 4095 nt
Organism: Phytophthora infestans T30-4
Lineage: Eukaryota; Oomycota; Peronosporomycetes; Peronosporales; Peronosporaceae
Product: tripeptidyl-peptidase, putative
Exons: 5
Coding region: 1-4095 (1364 amino acids)
Biological process (GO): proteolysis
Cellular component (GO): cytosol
Molecular function (GO): serine-type endopeptidase activity; tripeptidyl-peptidase activity
Source: RefSeq, a predicted model, not a curated record